Ananas comosus (pineapple) is the source of this 552-nucleotide messenger RNA. RefSeq lists its product as uncharacterized. The coding region runs from base 66 to 464 and encodes 132 amino acids. The record is from RefSeq and is a predicted model, not a curated record. Lineage: Eukaryota; Viridiplantae; Streptophyta; Magnoliopsida; Poales; Bromeliaceae. The transcript has 2 exons.
AGUUGCAACUUAUUAGAUAUUCAGCGUGUAAUAUUUCCCGCGAUUUUGAUUCAGUUCUGGGAUUCAUGACGCCAAGUUCAUACGGCCUCUUGUUGGUCCCACUCUUCCUCCUUGCCUACGUCUCCGCCAACUCUUCUGCUGCACGUCUCUUCGCGUGCGUCUCUUUCCUCACCCUGCUCCUCCUCCGCAUAUGCAUCCACCUUCACGAGGCUGCGCCGCACGGCUCCCCUCGCCGCAGAAGCAUCAGGGCUGCGGUCUGGUCGCUCUCCACUUUACUGACUGCGAUGUUCUCGUACCGCGUCGCGGAGACCCUUCCGCUGCCCAUGGUGGUGGUCGUGUGGUGCACAGGCGCGGCGACGCUGCGGCGGAGAAGCCGGCAGCUAUGGAUUAAUGCUGCUUGGAUUAUUUUUCAUGAACGUGGGACGAAGUAUACGCAGAUCACCGUGCACUUUCCUUCAGCGUAAUCUUAUGUGUCAUGUACUAUACAUAAAUUAAUAAAAUUAUGUGUCAUGUACUAUACGUUAAAUUAAUAAAAUGGAAUCAUCCAUUUGG